GCACAAAGAACAGUGACACGCGAGCUGCUCUGCACAGGCAGCGAUGCUUGUUCCUAUAGCAACAACCUCUCGCGCACAUCCGCCGCCUCCACCAACUUCUCGCACGGAUCCGCGCGACCCUCUCCUCCUCUCCUCCUCCCCACCGCAUAACAGCAUCCCUCUGUCAACAGGAUAUUUCCUGAGACGGAAAUACGACGGGGGAAGGAAAAUGGCGCUCAUCCCAUCACAGAUCCUCAGAGUAGCGAUACUCCUCUCUUAUUUUUCUAUCCUCUGCAAUUACAAAGCCAUAGACAUGCCCGCGCAUCAAACAUACGGCGGUAGCUGGAAGUUUCUUACGUUCAUAGAUUUGGUCAUUCAGGCAGUGUUCUUUGGAGUAUGUGUCCUGACGGACCUUUCAAGCCUUUUGACAAAAGGCAGUGCCAGUAUGGAGCAAGAGAGACAGUUGAGGAAGCUGAUUGGCUUACGAGACUGGAUGAUGGCCGUUCUGGCCUUUCCCGUUGGUGUGUUUGUGGUGACUAUGUUCUGGGCUCUUUACCUAUAUGACAGAGAUUUGGUUUACCCAAGACUCCUGGACAACUUUAUACCACAGUGGCUAAACCAUGGCAUGCACACUACAGUUCUUCCUUUCAUCAUAAUUGAGAUGAGAACAACACACCAUCGAUAUCCCAGCAGGUCCUGUGGACUCUUGGCAGUGUGCACGUUUGCUGUGGGAUAUGUUGUAUGGAUGUGCUGGGUGCACAGCAUGACGGGGGUGUGGGUUUAUCCUUUGCUGGAGCACAUCGGGCCCAUGGCCAGAAUUUUCUUCUUCAUCUGCCUCACGGCUCUGAUCAACGUCUACUACGUCUUGGGAGAAAUCCUGAACAACUACAUCUGGGAUUCCUCAAAGAGCACUCUGGAAUCAGACAAGACCAAAAUGGACUGAAGACCACCGCCUCUUUCUCUUCUUUGGAGUUCAAACCAAUAUUUAUCUCAUCCUCAUAACUGCCCCUUAACUAAAGCACAGACCUGUAUUGGCUUGAAAAUUAAAUUGAAUAAUUCAUGUAUUUAAUUUAUGGUAUGAAUGUUACCGUAUUUCAGAAUACCUCAAGCAUUGUGUGAGAACUGAAUGAUGGGUACUAUACACACGAUCUAUUCGCGUGUCCAGAGCCGGUGUUACAAAAAGUCACAUUACAUAUAUGACUCAUGUCAGGUAUUAUUUAUUUACCAAGGGAUGAUUUAUGAGGGAUUGUGUCAUUCUUUGCCCCGGUAAAACAAAUAAGCAACACCUUUAUUUCCACAAUAGCAUAUGGCAAACGACAAUGAGCACAAGAUAAUUUGAUUAGAUGGGCUGUUUGUAGGCCUUCGUAAAAGUUUUUAGACUAAGCUCAGCAGAUAUUGCUGCAUGAAAUUCAAACAUUGUUAGAAGAGAAACUGACUUGUUGGAAAGGCCUUUUCCUAUUUGGUAACACUUUACAAUAAGGCCUCAUUCGUUAACAUUAGGUAAGAUAUGAGCAAUAUAUUUUUAGAUCAUUUAUCAAGUCACCAUGAAUUCUUGUUUUUUUAUUUUAUGGAAUAUUUCAGUAUUUAUUAAAAAUUCUUUAUUCA
Messenger RNA from Megalobrama amblycephala (Wuchang bream), 1584 nucleotides. RefSeq names its product androgen-induced 1 (H. sapiens) (gene aig1). The record is from RefSeq and is a predicted model, not a curated record. Gene Ontology annotation, cellular component: endomembrane system; membrane. NCBI's taxonomy places the organism in Eukaryota, Metazoa, Chordata, Actinopteri, Cypriniformes, Xenocyprididae. The transcript has 6 exons. The coding region runs from base 44 to 922 and encodes 292 amino acids.